This is a messenger RNA of Medioppia subpectinata, 1170 nucleotides long. Lineage: Eukaryota; Metazoa; Arthropoda; Arachnida; Sarcoptiformes; Oppiidae. The record is from the annotation of a GenBank genome assembly.
AUGGAGAUUAAUCAACUCCCUAAAAGUAAACUCGAAUAUCUCGAAAGACAGUGGUUGAAACAGAAUCGACAGGUGCCCGACGUUAACGGUGUCCUCAUCUAUAACUUCUUGGAUGAUAAUAACGAUCAUUGGGCUAAUACCGGUGUCCGGAUGUAUGACGUGAUUACUGCCAUCAAUGGAUCAAAUGUGCGAUUGCUGGACGACUUGUAUCGGGCCGUCGAUGAGCUCAUAAUAUCGGGUGUAAUGAAUGUCGUGAUAAACGCUGAUGGAGUGGUCAGACGGCUAGUACUUCAGCCGACGGUCGGCCCACAGAUUGCGCCCUCUGUUUCGUUAAGUCUAUGGACUGAUGGCUAUAACGGAAGUCACGCGAGAAUUCAUUUCUAUGAGAAUAUAACGACUGCCGGCUGUGGGGUUGGGAGGAAAGGGAGGCUUAGGGACAACACGUGCUUCACAUACCAUCCAAAUAGUGAUGUAAUGUUUGCCGGCAUUCAAAACGGACGGGUAGUCCAGACGGGAGAAACGCCGUGGACUGUGUAUAUCACAUCAAAUCGUGGCAGUUGUGGAGCAAACUGUACGGUGACUGACAUUCGUGUAUAUCCGGGGCUAACGAACCAAAGCGUUGCAAACCAUACAUACUAUACGGGCGGUCAGUAUUUCAUUACACCCGAGUAUGAGAGCAAUCAAUGGUUUUCUUAUGACUUGGGGCUAAUCCGACUCAACACUGCUAUACCAUUGGACGGGCCGUCAGGUGUGACGGGAAUUAACGCCAUUUGUUUGCCCGAAGAGUGGGUCGUAAAUGAGGACAAAGAGUACGUCCUAUUGAAUGGUUUCGGUGUUACCGACGAUAACGGCACCGGUUCUGGUGUACAACGCAUUGGCUUUGCGCGCAUUGAGAGAGCACUCAAUGAUCCCAACCAUACUUUGCAACUAAACGCCGCGCUUUACGCCCGACGCAUACCAUUCCCGACCGGUUCGGCUACAUGUAAGGGUGAUUCUGGCGGUCCCAUUGUUCAGUACGUUAAUGGCGUGGCUGUUGUAAUCGGCAUCAUAUCAGGCACUGAUGAAAAUCCGGGAAAGUUUUGUGUGGAUUUGGUUGAGGACAACGAUAUUAUAGGUGUUCGGGUCUCACAUCAUAUUCAAUGGAUAACUAACACUAUAAAUUAUUUUUGA